GACAAAAUGUUUGGUUUACUGCAAAAGAGUCGGAGUUUGUAUAGACUGUCGGCACCCGUUGUCCAUCGGAGUCAAUGGUUAAGCUCUUCGGCGGCCAAUGACGUGUCGGCGAAGUUCGCGAGGGCUCAGGAGGAGCUCAAGAAGUUGAAGUCCGAGCCCUCCAACGACGUGAAGCUGCGAUUGUAUGGUCUCUUCAAGCAGUCGACGUCCGGAGAGUGCAAGACAUCCAAACCGUCGGCCAUUAAGUUCGUAGAGGCGGCCAAAUGGCAGGCGUGGAGUCAAUUGGGAUCCAUGUCUUCGGCCGAUGCCAUGACUCAGUACGCCGAGACUGUCCACCUGUUGCUGAAGGAGGCGGGUGUCGACUCGGCCUCUGGAGGGUCGGCCGCCACCGAUGCUGACGCCUCUGCCGCUGAUAAUGAGAUACUCGUGGAGAACAGGAGUGGUGUUUGUGUGAUAACUCUGAACAGACCGAAGAAGUAUAACGCCAUCACUGAUGCCAUGUAUGAGGACGUGAUUACGGCGUUGAAUAAGGCGUCGGCCGACGAGUCCAUCAAAUUAGCACUGAUUACAGCCAACGGCGACUACUACUCGAGUGGCAACGACUUGAGUACGGAUGACAUAUUGAUUGGGAAGGCAUUCAAGAUAUUCAAGGGAGACAUGAAUGCCGGCGCCACGCAGGCCGCCAAAACUUUGCAGCGAUUCGUCGCCGCAUUCAUUGACUUUCAAAAGCCACUGAUCGGUGCAGUGAACGGACCCGCCAUCGGCAUCGCUGUCACUACAUUAGGUCUGAUGGACGUCGUGGUGGCCAGCGAUACGGCAACCUUUCAGACGCCCUUCUCAUCGCUGGGACAGUCGCCCGAGGCCUGCGCCACACUUACCUUCCCAUUCAUUAUGGGUUACUCUUCGGCGUCGGAAAUGCUUUACUUGAACCAUAAGAUGAGUGCCGACGAGGCGCUCAACUGCGGCCUCAUAUCGCGAAUCAUACCGUCGGCGCAGUUCAAGACACACGUCGACGACUGGAUCUUCGGCGCCAACGGUCUCGUGAAGACGUGUUACCCGAAAUCAAUGCAAUUCUCGAAAGCGUUGGUGAAGAACGAGGCCUUUCGCCAGAGAUUACACGAAGUGAACAAAGAGGAGUGCGAGACCAUCAAAGACCGGUGGCUGAGCGACGAGUGCGCACAAGCGCUCCAGAAGUUCUUCACCCGCAAGACCUAA
This is a messenger RNA of Oppiella nova, 1215 nucleotides long. The record is from the annotation of a GenBank genome assembly. Lineage: Eukaryota; Metazoa; Arthropoda; Arachnida; Sarcoptiformes; Oppiidae.